GGAGGCUGCCCCCGGCCGGGCCAGGGGAGGCUCAGAUUCAAGGAGGAGACAGAGCCGAGAGCUGCCGGAAAUGUCUAAGCGGCAGCCGCGCUAGCCAGGGGGAGCCCGUAAUGCCCUGGAGGAGCAAUGUGAGCAGCUGACAGCAACUCCGGAGCGCUGCUGCAUCCGCCGCCUGCUUUGCUACGGGGCCGGGCCAGACUCCAGGGGGCCGGCUCGUGAGAGAAGUAAACUUCCCCGAGACGCGCUUUCCUGCAAGUUCCCCUCUGCUCCCCCCAAGUCCCAGCCGCUGCUCUGUGCUCAGCCUCGCCUGGUCCCCCCUGGCAGCGGGGCUGCUGCCGCUACUGCCAUGGGGCUGCCCACCCUGGAGUUCAGCGAUUCCUACUUGGACAGCCCGGAUUUCAGAGAGCGGCUGCAGUGUCACGAGAUUGAGCUGGAGAGGACCAACAAGUUCAUCAAGGAGCUGAUCAAGGACGGCAGCCUGCUCAUCGGGGCCCUCAGGAAUCUAUCCAUGGCAGUGCAAAAAUUUUCCCAGUCGCUACAGGAUUUUCAGUUUGAGUGUAUUGGAGAUGCUGAAACAGAUGAUGAAAUUAACAUUGCCCAGUCACUGAAAGAGUUUGCCCGGCUACUGAUUGCUGUAGAAGAGGAGAGAAGACGACUUAUCCAGAAUGCCAAUGAUGUGUUAAUAGCACCACUGGAAAAGUUUCGUAAAGAACAAAUAGGUGCAGCAAAAGAUGGGAAGAAGAAGUUUGACAAGGAAAGUGAGAAAUAUUAUUCCAUUCUAGAGAAGCACUUAAAUUUAUCAGCAAAGAAAAAAGAAUCUCAUUUGCAAGAUGCAGAUACACAGAUCGACAGAGAACAUCAAAACUUUUAUGAAGCAUCAUUAGAAUAUGUGUUUAAAAUUCAAGAAGUACAGGAGAAAAAGAAAUUUGAAUUUGUUGAACCUCUUUUGGCAUUUCUUCAGGGAUUAUUUACUUUUUACCAUGAGGGAUAUGAGCUGGCCCAGGAGUUCACCCCAUACAAGCAACAGUUGCAAUUCAACUUGCAGAAUACACGAAAUAAUUUUGAAAGUACCAGGCAGGAAGUCGAGAGACUGAUGCAGAGAAUGAAAUCUGCCAGCCAGGAUUACCAACCACCCAGUCAAUGGACAAUGGAAGGCUAUCUCUAUGUGCAGGAGAAACGACCCCUUGGAUUUACCUGGGUAAAACAUUACUGUACUUACGAUAAAGGGACAAAAACAUUUACAAUGAGUGCAGCUGAAACAAAGUCUGGUGGGAAAGUGAAUGGCCUUGUCACAAGCUCACCAGAAAUAUUCAAGCUAAAAUCCUGCAUCCGGAGAAAGACUGAUUCAAUUGACAAACGUUUCUGUUUUGAUAUUGAAGUAUCUGAAAGACAUGGGAUCAUAACACUUCAGGCUUUUUCAGAGUCCAACAGGAAACUUUGGCUGGAAGCUAUGGAUGGAAAGGAACCAAUUUACACUUUGCCAGCCAUUAUUAGCAAGAAGGAAGAAAUGUUCUUAAAUGAAGCAGGUUUUAACUUUGUGAGGAAAUGUAUUCUUGCUGUGGAGACAAGAGGUAUCACAAUCUUGGGGCUGUACAGAAUAGGAGGUGUAAACUCCAAAGUGCAAAAGCUGAUGAAUACCAUAUUUUCCCCUAAAUCCCCUCCUGAUAUGGAUAUUGAUAUGGAUGUUUGGGACAAUAAAACAAUAACAAGUGGACUAAAAAACUACCUCAGGUGUCUUACAGAACCACUGAUGACCUUCAAGUUGCACAAGGAUUUCAUUGUUGCCGUUAAAUCUGAUGACCAGAACUACAGGGUUGAGGCAGUACAUGCACUUGUUCAUAAAUUACCAGAGAAAAACAGAGAGAUGCUGGACAUCCUAAUCAAGCAUUUGGUCAAGGUUUCAUUACACAGUCAACAAAAUCUCAUGACCGUCUCCAACCUUGGUGUUAUCUUUGGGCCGACUCUGAUGAGAGCACAGGAGGAAACCGUGGCUGCUAUGAUGAACAUUAAGUUCCAGAAUAUUGUAGUGGAAAUUUUGAUAGAGCAUUAUGAAAAGAUAUUUCACACUGCACCAGACCCCAACAUUCCUCUUCUCCAGCCUCAGUCCCGUUCAGCUUCCAGAAAAACAAGAGCAAUAUGCCUCUCAACAGGCUCACGCAAACCCAAAGGAAGAUAUACCCCAUGUCUGGCAGACCAUGAUAGUGAUUCAUACAGUAGUAGUCCAGACAGCACCCCGAUGGGCAGCAUAGAAUCACUCUCGUCUCAUUCGUCAGAACAAAACAGCACCACAAAAUCCGCCUCAUCCCAACCAAGGGAGAAAUCGGGAGGAAUUCCAUGGAUUGCAUCUCCACCUUCUUCCAAUGGACAGAAGAGCUCAGGCCUCUGGACCAUAAGUCCAGAAUCCUCCUCUAAGGAGGAUGCGACAAAAACAGAUGUGGAGUCAGACUGUCAAAGUGUAACUUCUGUCACUAGCCCAGAGAAUACAUCUCCACCAAUAGAUCUGACCAAAAAAGGGCUUUAUGGUCUGUCUGGGCUGAAAAGGUCUGCAGCUUCCUCCCUCAGAUCAAUCCCUUCAGCAGAAGGUAACAAAAGUUGCAGUGGAUCUGUACAGAGCUUAGCCUCAAUUGAUGCCAAAGAUACACCAAAGGCUCCACUCAAUCCUGAGUUGCCACCCAAAAUGUGCAGGAGAUUGAGAUUGGAUACUGCAUCAAGUAAUGGUUAUCAGAGACCAGGAUCUGUAGUGGCCGCAAGAGCCCAGUUGUUCGAAAGUGCUGGUUCACUUAAACAAACUUCUUCAGGACGCCAAGCCAAAGCCAUGUAUUCCUGUAAAGCUGAGCACAGUCAUGAGCUCUCCUUCCCACAGGGGGCGAUAUUUUCAAAUGUGUACCCAUCAGUGGAACCAGGCUGGCUAAAAGCAACUUAUGAAGGCAAAACAGGACUAGUUCCAGAGAAUUAUGUUGUCUUCCUCUAGUAAUCUUUAGUGGACAGCAGUAUCUUCAUGGUAUCCAUGGUAACAAAUAAUAAGCACUAUGAUUUUAUCUGACACAGAUGUGGGGAUCAGCCCGUUAGCAGAGAGUGGUAGAUUUUCUUCAAAUUCUGCAAGGGCAAAUUAGGUAGCUCCCUAUAAAUGGAACAGGAUAUAAUGAAAUAGUUAACAGUUUUUUGUACUGCAGAUGGUACUCUGUUUAAAUAACUUCCAUUGUUUUUAACACAAGCAUGUUGCAUACUUCUUUUAUGGAUAAGUAACAUUUGAGCAGUAAAAUCAGAAAAUUAGCUGCAGAACAUGUCAGACCUGAGAUAUUGCUCAAUCAGCGUGAAAUUCACAGGCAAUGCACUCUGCCAAUUCUUACAAUUAUAUUGUUUUACAUUUAAAAAUUAUAUAUUUGUUCAUAAAGCAAGAUAUAUUUCUAUGAUCUGUCUUCUGCAUUAGAAAACUUGAUUCUGAGACUGGUCCCAGUCAUUUCAUGGAAGAAGUUAAUCUGCCAUAAAAGCAGAGUUUUGAAUCUCUUGUUAUGCAACGAGUGCACAAUAUACAGAUGCAGUAAUGUAUGUAAUUUAUAUAACUGAUAACUAAAUUAGAUUGUACACUGAUUAAGCAGUAAGUGCUCUUUCAAAAUGUGACUUUUUAAAACCAACAUUUAAUUCAAAUAUUGUACAGAUUUAUCUUAUUUCCGCCUUGCUUUCAUCAGUUUGUUUUAUCAAUAUAAUUAAUAUUAAUAAUAAAUUAUAUUUCUAGCAUCCAUCUUCCCUAAGACAUUCUCGGCUUGUCUCAAAAACACAACCAUACCAAACAAAGAAGUACUGAAAGUAAAAUGAUGGGGAAAUGUGUGAGGUUAGCAACAAAGAAUGAAAAUAAAUCUAAAACCUGAAAUAAAACAUAGCAGAGUCCCAUAAUGCCAUUAAGACACCCAAAUUGUUUUUCAGAUUUUCCACCACAUACAAGACAAAUGACCUAUGAAGUGUCUAGUUUUAUAAGCUAUGAUUUCUAAAGGCUCCUUUUAGAUAUAAAAAGGAUCUGACAUUAGAUAAACUUUUUGUUUAGUUUGAAAUACAGUUUCCUCAGAAUUUCACUGAAUUAUUAGACAACAAUUCCAAAACAUGAUGAUAAAACUGCUUCGUAUAGAUAUUUCCAAAUAACCAUUAAUUACUCCAGCCGGAACUAAAAGGCAGUCAUUUUCUAACUGCUGACAUUAAAUUUUGUGUGAGUUUUCCCAUCAGAGUACAAUGGUUUGUAUUAAUAAAAGGCUGUAAUAAACAGUGAGGGCACUGGCACUUUAUCACAGAUUAACAAUCCUUUACAAAGAGAACAAAGAACAGAAAUCAGAAAAGGAAGAGAGUAAACAGUAAGCAAAGCAUAUGUCCAAGGCAGACACUCUGCUUGCUGAAAGAACGACCAUAGAGUCCAGUCCUGAAGGCCUUAUUGGCAAAACUCCCCUUGAAUUUGGACAUCCCCAAUUAGUUAAUCGACAGAGCUGCUAACUUGGUGAAUCCAUUCUGGGGAGUCAGUACACCGUGACCUCAAAAACCUACGCUGAUGUCAACAGAAUCACACAUGUGCUUAAGCCACUGGCUCAAGCAGGGCAUAGCUCUUUAUUGAACUGCUCCAGGAAAACUGCAGUAGCUGCAUGGCCAGUCAGCAUGUACUAUUCAAAGCAAAAUCAUUUCAGCGCUACAUUAACACAUUAGCAGCUGAGCUCAUUGCUGUUAGUGCUACAGGAAGAAUUGCCUCUCAUACAGACUCUCCUGCGUGUUAGCUCUUUCUCCCGUAACAGUAUUAAAUAUUACAGGUGGGCAGGGCAAGGUAAUUCCAUUGUGCCGAAGAUUUAGAUAUUUCUAAAUUAGGUUUUGUUCUGCUUCCGAAUGAAAACCCCACAUUUUGAAGUUUUCUGCAAAUUGGCAUGGCGCCCCGGCUCCAGGGCACUCUUCCUGGUGGCCUGUCCUGGAGCUGCAGACCCUGGAAGCUCAGAGGUCCCCAACUCAGAGACAGCACACCUGGCGGGAUGUUCUGGAUCCACAGCCCUUGGAAGCCCAGGCGUCACAGCAGCUCACCAGGCAGGUUUCCUCAGCCCUUUGUUGAAAUAAAACUGUCUCCAUGCAACAUUUUGAUUUUGACAAACAACAAAACGUUUUUCUCAGCGUUUUUUCCAACAGCUCCAUUAAGUAUAUUAACCCUUUAUUUACCAAAAUAGCGGGUGCUGCUUUCUUAAUGGGUUAAAUAGGAGCUUUUCCCAGGGCUGAAAACCUUACCAAGCUAUUAAACACUGCCAAAUUUUCUGGCACUUCCCCUGGAGGGCUUAGUAGGCUAUCUAUCGCCAAUACACGCAGUUUUUCAAAAGUAGUGUAUGUCUCACAGCUUCUGUACCUGCCUCCUGGACAACGCAGUGGGAGUUGCUUACAGUGAGUCAUUUCUUGACAGUAAUUUUGUUCUUGAAAUUCAGGCUGGUGGCAAAUGGAGCUCAGCACAGGGGGGCUCUUGGAAUCCUUUGCAUGA
Messenger RNA from Mauremys reevesii (Reeves's turtle), 5491 nucleotides. It is a transcript of the gene ARHGAP42, whose product is annotated as Rho GTPase activating protein 42. Gene Ontology annotation, biological process: signal transduction. Lineage: Eukaryota; Metazoa; Chordata; Testudines; Geoemydidae. The record is from RefSeq and is a predicted model, not a curated record. The coding region runs from base 347 to 2971 and encodes 874 amino acids. The transcript has 24 exons. Gene Ontology annotation, cellular component: cytoplasm. Gene Ontology annotation, molecular function: protein binding; GTPase activator activity.